This is a messenger RNA of Scomber japonicus (chub mackerel), 993 nucleotides long. RefSeq names its product glutathione peroxidase 1b (gene gpx1b). Gene Ontology annotation, cellular component: mitochondrion; cytosol. Gene Ontology annotation, molecular function: glutathione peroxidase activity. NCBI's taxonomy places the organism in Eukaryota, Metazoa, Chordata, Actinopteri, Scombriformes, Scombridae. The record is from RefSeq and is a predicted model, not a curated record. The transcript is spliced from 2 exons. Gene Ontology annotation, biological process: response to selenium ion; response to hydrogen peroxide; glutathione metabolic process.
GUCUAUGACCUCAAAGGUUGGCUAUAAUAUAUCUGAAGGAAGUGUGUCGGGUCCAUUGUGUGUGGUGUAAGUGAAACUGUAGGGUGUUCGCUGCGACUAUUGAGAAAGGGAAAGAAGUAGCCCAACAAUGGCUACUAGGAAAUUUUACGACUUCACGGCCAAACUCCUUACAGGAGAAACGUUUAAUUUCUCCUCCCUACAGGGCAAAGUCGUCCUCAUUGAGAAUGUAGCGUCUCUCUGAGGUACGACCACCAGGGAUUACACCCAGAUGAACGAGCUCCAGCAGCGUUAUGCCAGCAAGGGGCUUGUUAUCCUGGGAGUACCCUGCAACCAGUUCGGCCAUCAGGAGAACUGCAAGAAUGAAGAAAUCCUCAUGUCUCUGAAGUACAUCCGCCCUGGAAAUGGCUUUGAGCCAAAGUUUCAGCUACUGGAGAAAGUGGAUGUGAAUGGGAAAGAUGCCCAUCCCCUGUUUGUGUUCCUGAGGGAGAGUCUCCCAUUCCCCAGUGAUGAGCCAGCAGCCCUGCUGAACGACCCCAAGUUAAUCAUCUGGAGCCCGGUCUGCAGGAACGAUGUGGCCUGGAACUUUGAGAAGUUCCUCAUUGGGUCAGAUGGAGUGCCGUUCAAGCGUUACAGCAGGAGGUUCCUCACCAGCGACAUCGAGGGAGACAUCAAGAAGCUCCUCAACCAGGCUAACUAAUCCUUAAUGUCGUCCAACCAUCGUGCAGCUCCCACCGUACUACCCCAGAGUGUGUGUGCCCCACAGCUUCAGUAGAUGGUGUAUGACACUUUUCACGACCACCUGUGCUCUCUUGUACAUGAUGAGUGUGUUGUGUUCUUUUACUAAAUGAAGACAUCCUCUGAAACCAAGCUAAUUGUGAGGGGGGUAUCUGAUGAAAUGUAAAAGGCUCAACGUUUCCGCUGUAUUGGGUGCAUGUAAAGCACAGCUGUGGUUUGAUGUGUUAAGAGGAUCAAAUAAAUAUAUAUUUUCCCGAA